GCUGAAGACAUGGCGCUGCGCAUAGGACGUGCUUCCAGAAGAGCGUCUGUGUUGGGGAUAAGUCGUCUACUUUUGUCUGCGGUUACCUGGUGGCAGUUUAGCCAGCAUUCCCAUCAUACUCCUGGCACCUCUCUAAAGUACAUACCACGUUGCCGACUGCGGAAGCUGACUUCGCUGGAUGUGGACUGCGCCGUUCUGGACUGUGAGGAUGGAGUCGCCCUCAACAAGAAGGAUGCAGCUCGGAAAACUAUCCCAAAGAUGUUGGCUGAGCUGGAUUAGGCCAUGCCUAAAAAAGAUUUAAAAGCACCAUAAAAAAGUUACCCCCCCCCCCCACCCAAGUCUUCCUUAACCAUGACAACCAUGACAGAGUAAAAGCAUCAAUGAAAAGC
Molecule: messenger RNA, 389 nt
Organism: Cyprinus carpio (common carp)
Lineage: Eukaryota; Metazoa; Chordata; Actinopteri; Cypriniformes; Cyprinidae
Product: citramalyl-CoA lyase, mitochondrial-like
Exons: 3
Coding region: 10-279 (89 amino acids)
Source: RefSeq, a predicted model, not a curated record